GGUGACGUUAAUACUUUGUUUGCUGGAGAAAUAAACUUACCAACAAACUUCAAGUUGAUAUUUAUUUGACUCUGUUUAGCUGAACAUUAUGUGUUGAUAGACAUUGGACAAUAUCUAUAUUGGUGUGUUUAGUUUAGUUUAGAAUUCAAUGAGCCUUAGGGUACCUUAUUGUUUGAGUUAAAUAAAAUUAAAAGAUCUUGAGAGAAAAAUCUUCAGUGAUCUGCAAAAUGGCGACCUUUUUGCAAUCCUCCGUUGAAAAAGGAUCUGACAUGGUCCAAGACUUCUUCUGUUCGACCUGCGAAGAGGAGAAACUGGAAGAAUCGGCUGAUUAUUACUGUGAAUCUUGCGUCAAGUUUUACUGCGGAAAAUGUAUUCACUUGCACAGCCAGUUGUUUAAGAAACAUUCCCCUCAUGGAAGGAGUGAUAUGAAGAAAUGGCCUGUUGCGAAGAAGGUGGAAGAUUUCCUUUUUAAAUGUGAUGUUCAUAAGGAAGAAAACUUGGCAAUGUUAUGCAAAGACCAUGGCCAGCUGUGCUGCAUUAAUUGUGCUUUCCUUAAUCACAGGCAAUGCAAAACAGUAAUUCUGUUAUCGGACUUGGUACAAAAUACCUCCACUGACCUCAAACAAGUAUCAGUUACUAUCCAAACUUCUCUGGCAGAACUGAAGAAGCUUCAAGACAAUCAGGAGGCUAGCAUUCAGUCUGUGCAAAUUUCAUAUGAUGAGCAGUUACAAAAGAUACAGGAGACUCGGCAAAAGGUACUUGAAGCCUUGGACGUGCUUGAAAAGAAGACACUGCAAGAAAUGAAAGAUAAUCUUACCAAACUGCAAGCCUCUCUAAAAAGUGAUGUCGACAAGUGUGCCACUCUUCGAGAUGAAUUAAAACAACUUGGAGAUGCUAUUCAGGACAUAAAUGAUAAAAGCAAACGAGAACUAUCUUUCAUAGCCAGCAUUAAAUGUCUGGACAAAAUACAGCAGUUAGAAAAAUAUCGAAAGGAGAACUUUGCUCAACUAAAAUCGUCAAUAACUUUCCAGCCUAAUAGUGAAAUUGUUCAGUACCUUUCCAAGUUGUCAGGUCUUGGGAGGAUUGAACACUAUGCCCAGACAUUGACAGUGCAGGGAUUUCCGGACCAAGUCAUAAGGAUUGAUGGGAAGUCUGAGUAUGAUGUACGCCUGCGAAAUGAUUCAAAUAAUGAGUUUUCUUGCAGUAUCAGAGACAUAUGUGUUCUCCCUAGUGGAGAGGUCCUGGUUUUAGACGACGAAAAUAGAAAUGUCAAGCUGUUAAACCAGCAUUACCAGCUGGUGAGUCACUGUAGUGUAUCUGGUGAGCCACGGUUCAUGUGUCAGAUCACAUCAAGUGAGGUUGGUGUUACUAUCAGUGGUAUCAGCUGUAAAGGGGUCCAGUUUAUCAAAGUGAACAACAACCAGCUGGUGAAAGACAGAAUGCUCGAGUUUCAACAUUGCUGUUUCGGUAUUGCCUUCCACCAGGAAGACCUGUUUGUAACCUCUGGUACUGAACUAUACAACUACUCUCUGAGUGGUAAACUAGGCAGCAAACUUCACGAGGAUAACUCAAAUACAUUGACAGUAUGGAGUUGUGCAGUCAGCCCGACAGGUGACAAGUUAUACGUCACAAACCACUCCCAAAACAAGCUCCUCACUCUGGCCAGGGAUGGAUCAGUCCUUUCCAUCUUCGUGGACGAUGAAUUGGAAAGUCCAGCUUGUGUACAUGUGACAUCUGAAGACAAGGUGCUGGUAUGUGGAAGGGGUUCCCAUACUAUCCUCCAGGUGGACAGCCAGGGCAGUAAGAAGCUGGCCACUCUGGCAACAAAGAGGGAUGGGCUCAAUGGACCACGCUCAGUCUGCUUCAACAGCCACACUGACUGCAUUAUUGUGGGAAUGUAUAACACCAAGAUCUUGGUGUACACAAUAAAAUAGCUUAUCAUUCUUUUAUCUGAUGUGUGUACUCAUAAGUGAUACAAAUUACAAUAAUAUAGAUUUUAGUAAAUAAGUGCUCUGUUACAAAUAUAUAUGUAUUGUGAAGUAAUCAGAAAUAUAAAUGACAAUAGCUGUUUGUGUAAUAAUUUUAUAUAUGUGGAUACUUAUAUUUUAUAUAAAUAAUGUUAUCACUCAUGAUAUUUUUAAAAUGUGAUAUGAUCGAUGUGUAACAAUGAGUUGAUUUAUUCAUGUAUUGCUCUUUAUAUUUCUCUGAUAGAAUUUAGUCUAUGGAAAACUUAUCAAUCGAUAACAUUGGCUGAUAUAAUAUAGCAAUAUUUUGUCAUUAAUGGAUAGUUUUCACAUUUAAACACCUUUUAAAUGCUUUGUUAUUGUCAUUUUUCUUACAGUGUGUAUGAUUGUUUUCCAUUACUUGGCGCUUGGCUAGCUAAUCAUAAUUGUGUAGCAAACGCCGAGAUGAAAGAGAAAAACAGAUAACUGCAUGUUUGUUUUGUAUGAUAUCAGGCCAGGCUUAAAUAAAAUAAUGGAGAAGCUUGCCGAACCUUAAUUUAUUCCCACCAAGCCUGAUAUAUUACAAAACCAUCAGGCAGUUAUCUGGGUUUUUUCUGUUUAUCAUAACUUCGUCUCAAUUUUAAAAGAAAUGAUGAUUUAUUAUCGCUGAAAAACGCUGCAUUUUUAGUUGGAAUGAAUAUAGAUUUGAAAUUUGACGUGUUAAUGAUGACGUCUUUAGCCUUUGUGCCUAAUACUU
This is a messenger RNA of Dreissena polymorpha, 2700 nucleotides long. RefSeq lists its product as uncharacterized. The transcript has 3 exons. Gene Ontology annotation, cellular component: chromatin; nucleoplasm. Bases 228 to 1934 code for a protein of 568 amino acids. Gene Ontology annotation, biological process: proteasome-mediated ubiquitin-dependent protein catabolic process; protein polyubiquitination; positive regulation of DNA-templated transcription. The record is from RefSeq and is a predicted model, not a curated record. Lineage: Eukaryota; Metazoa; Mollusca; Bivalvia; Myida; Dreissenidae. Gene Ontology annotation, molecular function: zinc ion binding; ubiquitin protein ligase activity; protein binding.